AGAUAUACGUGAACACACGGGUUUGAAUGAUUUAGAGUUGAAAAGGGUCAUGAAGAUCAGUUCUUCUCUGCAAACUGAAACUCACCAAGAAAAUGAUGCUACGCGAAGAUCAGUUGAUGAAGAUCGUAAACUUUAUCUGCAGGCGUCUAUUGUUCGAGUGAUGAAAUCACGCAAGUCUUUGACACAUACAUCAUUAGUACAAGAAGUCAUUAAUCAGGCAAAGUCACGAUUCAAUCCUAGUAUGCCGAUGAUUAAAAAGUGCAUUGAGCAGCUACUAGAAAAACAAUAUAUUCAACGGA
Messenger RNA from Racocetra fulgida, 299 nucleotides. The record is from the annotation of a GenBank genome assembly. Lineage: Eukaryota; Fungi; Glomeromycota; Glomeromycetes; Diversisporales; Gigasporaceae.